Messenger RNA from Pteropus alecto (black flying fox), 7719 nucleotides. It is a transcript of the gene PCDH17, whose product is annotated as protocadherin 17. The transcript has 6 exons. Gene Ontology annotation, cellular component: plasma membrane. Gene Ontology annotation, biological process: homophilic cell-cell adhesion. Bases 161 to 3652 code for a protein of 1163 amino acids. Gene Ontology annotation, molecular function: calcium ion binding. Lineage: Eukaryota; Metazoa; Chordata; Mammalia; Chiroptera; Pteropodidae. The record is from RefSeq and is a predicted model, not a curated record.
GACCGCCGGGUGCCGCAGCCCGGGAGCGGAGAGAAGGAAGGACCCACAGACUUGCGGCUGGCGUCGCGCGCGCACGCUGCGCCGGGGCUCCAGGCUGGCGCGCACCCAUCCACUCACCCCUCCAGUCCGGCUGCUCCUGCCCCCACCCCACCGGUCUGGGAUGUACCUUUCCAUCUGUUGCUGUUUCCUGCUAUGGGCUCCUGCCCUGACGCUCAAAAACCUCAACUACUCGGUGCCGGAGGAGCAAGGGGCCGGCACGGUGAUCGGCAACAUCGGCAAGGAUGCUCGACUGCAGCCAGGGCUUCCGCCCGCAGAGCGCGGCGGCGGCGGCGGCGGCGGCGGGCGCGGCAAGUCGGGUAGCUACCGGGUGCUGGAGAACUCCGCGCCGCACCUGCUGGACGUGGACGUCGACAGCGGGCUCCUCUACACCAAGCAGCGCAUCGACCGCGAGUCCCUGUGCCGCCACAAUGCCAAGUGCCAGCUAUCCCUCGAGGUGUUCGCCAACGACAAAGAGAUCUGCAUGAUCAAGGUGGAGAUCCAGGACAUCAACGACAAUGCGCCCUCCUUUCCCUCGGACCAGAUCGAGAUGGACAUCUCCGAGAACGCGGCCCCCGGCACCCGCUUCCCCCUCACCAGUGCACAUGACCCCGACGCCGGCGAGAACGGGCUCCGCACCUAUCUGCUCACGCGCGACGACCACGGCCUCUUCGCGCUGGACGUCAAGUCCCGCGGCGACGGCACCAAGUUCCCAGAGCUGGUUAUCCAGAAGGCGCUGGACCGCGAGCAGCAGAACCACCACACGCUCGUGCUGACCGCCCUGGAUGGCGGCGAGCCGCCGCGCUCAGCCACGGUGCAGAUCAACGUGAAGGUGAUUGACUCGAACGACAACAGCCCAGUCUUCGAGGAGCCCUCCUACCUGGUAGAACUACCCGAAAACGCCCCACUGGGCACCGUGGUCAUUGAUCUGAACGCCACCGACGCCGACGAGGGUCCAAAUGGAGAAGUGCUCUAUUCCUUCAGCAGCUAUGUGCCCGACCGCGUGCGGGAGCUGUUCUCCAUCGACCCCAAGACCGGCCUGAUCCGUGUCAAGGGCAACCUGGACUAUGAGGAGAAUGGGAUGCUGGAGAUCGACGUGCAGGCCCGAGACCUGGGUCCCAACCCCAUCCCGGCCCACUGCAAGGUCACUGUCAAGCUCAUCGACCGCAACGACAACGCGCCGUCCAUCGGUUUCGUCUCUGUGCGCCAGGGGGCGCUGAGCGAGGCCGCCCCGCCAGGCACCGUCAUCGCCUUGGUGCGGGUCACUGACCGCGACUCGGGCAAGAACGGGCAGCUGCAGUGCCGGGUCCUGGGCGGAGGGGGCACGGCAGGCGGCGGAGGCCUGGGCGGGUCGGGAGGUUCUGUGCCCUUCAAGCUUGAGGAAAACUACGACAACUUCUACACGGUGGUGACUGACCGCCCGCUGGACCGGGAGACACAGGACGAGUAUAAUGUGACAAUCGUGGCGCGGGACGGGGGAUCGCCUCCACUCAACUCCACCAAGUCCUUCGCUGUCAAGAUCCUGGACGAGAACGACAACCCUCCUCGUUUCACCAAGGGACUCUACGUGCUGCAGGUGCACGAGAACAACAUCCCAGGAGAGUACUUGGGCUCCGUGCUCGCCCAGGACCCCGACCUCGGCCAGAACGGCACAGUGUCCUACUCCAUCCUGCCCUCGCACAUCGGCGACGUGUCCAUCUACACCUAUGUGUCUGUGAACCCCACCAACGGAGCCAUCUACGCCCUGCGCUCCUUUAACUACGAGCAGACCAAGGCUUUUGAGUUCAAGGUGCUUGCUAAGGACUCGGGGGCGCCCGCGCACUUGGAGAGCAACGCCACUGUGAGGGUGACAGUGCUAGACGUGAAUGACAACGCACCGGUGAUCGUGCUGCCCACGCUGCAGAACGACACCGCUGAGCUGCAGGUGCCGCGCAACGCGGGCCUGGGCUACCUGGUGAGCACCGUGCGCGCCCUUGACAGCGACUUCGGCGAGAGCGGGCGCCUCACCUACGAGAUCGUAGAUGGUAAUGACGACCACCUGUUUGAAAUCGACCCGUCCAGCGGCGAGAUCCGCACGCUGCACCCCUUCUGGGAGGACGUGACGCCAGUGGUGGAGCUGGUAGUGAAGGUGACUGACCACGGCAAGCCCACCCUGUCCGCGGUGGCCAAGCUCAUCAUCCGCUCGGUGAGCGGCUCCUUGCCCGAGGGGGUUCCCCGGGUGAACGGCGAGCAGCACCACUGGGACAUGUCGCUGCCGCUCAUCGUGACUCUGAGCACCAUCUCCAUCAUUCUCCUAGCGGCCAUGAUCACCAUCGCGGUCAAGUGCAAGCGCGAGAACAAGGAAAUCCGCACUUACAACUGCCGCAUCGCCGAGUACAGCCACCCGCAGCUGGGCGGGGGCAAGGGCAAGAAGAAGAAGAUCAACAAAAAUGAUAUCAUGCUGGUGCAGAGCGAAGUGGAGGAGAGGAACGCCAUGAACGUCAUGAACGUGGUGAGCAGCCCCUCCCUGGCCACCUCCCCCAUGUACUUUGACUACCAGACCCGCCUGCCCCUCAGCUCGCCCCGGUCGGAGGUGAUGUAUCUCAAACCGGCCUCCAACAACCUGACUGUUCCUCAGGGCCACGCGGGCUGCCACACCAGCUUCACCGGACAAGGGACUAAUGCGAGCGAGACCCCUGCCACUCGGAUGUCCAUAAUUCAGACAGACAAUUUUCCCGCAGAGCCCAAUUACAUGGGCAGCAGGCAGCAGUUUGUUCAAAGUAGCUCCACGUUUAAAGACCCAGAAAGAGCCAGCCUGAGAGACAGUGGGCACGGGGACAGUGAUCAGGCUGACAGUGACCAAGACACUAACAAAGGCUCCUGCUGUGACAUGUCUGUUAGGGAGGCACUCAAGAUGAAAACUACUUCAACUAAAAGCCAACCACUUGAACAAGAUCCUCAGGAGUUGCUUACCUGUACCUGUCAGUGUGCCAUUCUUGGUCAUUCUGACAGGUGUUGGAUGCCACAGUUCCCUGCAGCCAAUCAGGCUGAAAACGCAGAUUACCGCACAAAUCUCUUUGUACCCACAGUCGAAGCUAAUGUUGAGACUGAGACUUACGAAACUGUGAAUCCCACUGGGAAAAAGACUUUUUGUACAUUUGGAAAAGACAAGCGAGAGCACACUAUUCUCAUUGCCAAUGUUAAACCUUACUUAAAAGCCAAACGUGCCCUGAGCCCUCUCCUCCAAGAGGUCCCCUCAGCAUCAAGCAGCCCAACCAAGGCAUGCAUCGAGCCUUGCACCUCAACAAAAGGCUCUCUGGAUGGUUGUGAGGCAAAACCAGGAGCCCUGGCAGAAGCAAGCAGCCAGUACUUGCCCACUGACAGUCAGUAUCUGUCGCCCAGUAAGCAACCAAGAGACCCUCCCUUCACGGCUUCGGAUCAGAUGGCGAGGGUCUUCGCGGAUGUGCAUUCUCGAGCAAGCCGGGAUUCCAGCGAGAUGGGCGCCGUUCUCGAGCAGCUGGACCACCCCGCCCGGGAUCGGGGCCGAGAGUCGGUGGAUGCCGAGGAGGUCGUGAGAGAAAUUGAUAAGCUUUUGCAGGACUGCCGGGGAAAUGACCCUGUGGCUGUGAGAAAGUGAAGGGGGGAAAAAAAGAAAGAAAGAAAGAAAGCAUUGGCAUUUUCUUGUCUCUUCUGUUGAUUUAAAUAUGAUCCCUCCUGGUGACAACCCGGGACACAGGGAUGAAGAGAGACCAAUGCUACUUUAAGGCUUUUAGUGAACAUCUGAAGUGCCCACAAGUAUGUUCUUUUCACUGCUGUUUCUUUUUCAGAGAUAACAAUGGUUUUGUUUCGACCAAACUUAUAUUAGGACAGAAAUAAUGAUGCUCAAAGAGAAAAGAGGAAAAGAGAGAGCGAAGAAAGAGGAGAGAAGAUGAAGGAGGAUGAGGAGGCGAGUUACCUUUUGACAAUCUGUUAGGAAGGUAUGCGGUGUGAGAGUUGAAGUAUUUCUGAUCACUCUAAGACUGUCCUCCGUGAUUUAUGCUGACUUAACUGUUUACCUAUAAACCCCAUACAAAGCAGGGUCAUAAUUCUGUGAUCUGUGGUGGAUUUCGAGCAGUCAUCACAGGCUCCUACUGAAAGUCCCGAAAAGACCUUGCAGUAGUCCAAGCUACACCAAACAUUAACACAUAUUUGUGGUAAACAUUUCUGUAUAAAGUUACCUGCCACACAUAUAAACACAAAGAACAUUCCACGUCUUUAGUCGAAAAAAAUUUAAAAAAUAAAUAAAAACAAACUCGGUCAUUUGUAAGACACCUCAUGUCGUAUAAAAGUUAAGUGUAAAAAGAUAUAGUCCAUUUUGUCCUGCACACACAUAGACUAAUUCACUUCGUUAAAGGAGAAGAAAAUUUAAAGUUUUAAAAUGCCUCUUUAGCAUUUUAGUGUCCAACAAACAUAUAAAUAAUGAUGGAUAUGUUUUAAAUUUGACCUACAAAAGUUUUGAAAGCUACUUAUCACUGAGUGAUAACAUUCAGAGAAAAUUAACAUGAUUAAUAUGUUUUACUCAUUUGUGGACACUAAAAUAGCUCAGGAAAGUGAAAAUGUCUUAGACAUCCACAAAUCACAUGACCAUUUAAAUGUGCAAAUGUAAGAAGAUUCAAUGUGUUUACAUCAAAUGACAUAUUUUUAUUGAUUUAUUGCAGAUUCAGUGCAUAUGAGCCAAAUUGUUGAGUGUAUAAGAGCUAUAUUGUGUAUUUUAUUAAAUUAAUAUAUAGUUGUGUUGCAAAAAUAUUUGGGCUUAUAUUGUAAAUGGCAAGUGUUGCCUCGGUAGCUGUCGAACUCUAUGAGUUUUGUUUUUUCCUGCUUCCUUUUCCCCAUGGAGUGUCGGAAGCAGUGCCUCAGAGCAAAGUCUCUCGUUAAAUGUAUAGUCUACCAAGUACUACAGUACAUAAUCUGUUCAAAAUGUGUCUGAAUGAGCUGAUGGAGCUAUCUGAAAGGUCGAAAAAUACAUUUGUCAGUCAUGGUUAUGUGCAAGUCCUUGUAGAAGCUUUUAUUAAAGUCAUGCUAAAUCACAAGAAUUACAUCUGUACCAAUACCUGACACUUCUUCAUGUUUUCCCAAUAACAUGCAGCUUCUGCCUAUGUAGAUAUCAUACUGUCAAUUGGUUCUCAAAAGUAUGUUAAGUGGUUCAAGAUGCGUGUUUCCCAUUUAUUUCAAAACCAUGAACAAUGCUUUAAUGCAUGUGUGGUACCAGCACUGGUUACUUGCAUCGUGUAGUGUUUUUCAAGAGGUCUGGGUCUUAACAAAAUAUUUUUCCUUUUUCUCAGUGCUCUUUUGCCUCUUUUGAUUGGUGUCCCUUGAGAACAGCAUACCUCUAUUCCUUUGUUUGGUUGCACCUUUUCUUGUGACAUUUAGCAAGUUUCAAACUUACUUCCAUAUGAGGCUAGGAAACCUCAAAUUUCAGGAAUUGGGAAAAAUAAAAUUAGCACUUGCAGAAGUAGCAGCAGAUGGGAAAAUGCCUUGAUUGACAUUUUCCUUCAGCGUUUAAAAUUUUUGGCAUUUUAACAGCUUCAUGACAAACAGCUUCCAGCCCAUACCUUAGAAAAUGGGGUGCUGAGUUAAAUAAAGCCUGUUUGUGCACUGGAGCAGAAAAAUGUAUUAUUUGCAAACUGGUGGAGAAUUCUGUGCCUUCUUUUCUGGCCACCAAGCCAGUGUAGAAAAAGCGUAAAUGUCAUAAAAUCCUUAUAUUAAACACAAAAACAAGAGCAAAAACAAACAUUGAACUGAUUUAAGUUUUGUAAUGUUAAACUUCAACAAAUUCAACUGAAAAUAUUUCCGUCAAAUGCUGUCAAGACUGUAGACUGUACCUCGUUUGCAAAACUGCUUUGAAAGGAAGAGUGGACGACUCCCAUCAGCCUUAUUCUCUCGAGAACUGUAUCUGGUUCCUAGUUACAGCCUUUCCAAAGCUCUACUCUUGGUUCUUAUUAUUUGUAAAUGUUUAAAUUAGAAGAGAAAGGAUCUUGUACACGUGAAACCUAAUCGACUCUAUAUUUUGGACAAUUUAUGUACCUGAAACAUGUUGUCUCUGUUAUAUGACGUUAUUUUUUUUUAUUUUUAUUUUUUGCCAGGAGACUACAGGUUGAUUUAGCUUGAUAGCAGGAAUUUGAUGGAAAACAGAUUUCCAUUUAGUCUUACCAAGUGUUGCCUCUCUCUGACUAGACAGAUAGCCACUUAGUAAAAUCUAAGGCAGUGUGUAAAUGAAACCAACAAAGAGAGUAGGGGUUAUUUUUAAAACAGUCUUAACUUUGAGUAACCAUUUGUUCAAUUUAUUACAUGUGUCUGAAGACAUUAAAAUGCUAUAAGGUUUUAAAAAUUGGUUGUGCCAAUGUGUGAGGGAUUUACCUUUAGGCUCUCCAUCACCAGUGAUUUACUAGUGUUAGCUGUUUAACUCAUUACCUGUAUUUAAUAGUGAUUAUUUAUUUACAAGUUAGUGGUAAUUCAGCAGUCAGGACCCUAAGCUUUUACAGUUGAGUUGAGGGAAUCUUGCUUUUACUUAUUUGGCUGGCAACUGCCUUUAUCACAGACCUCUGGUGCUUGGCUUCUGAGGAAGUCUAUGAAAUGCCAAAAUCACCACUUUGGGGAGCAACUUGCUCUAAGGGGUGAUGCAUGAUCAAAUUGUGAUAUUUCAAGGGGUUUCAGCAUAAUUCAGAAUGUGAAAAAAAUUGUCUUAAUUCACAUCCUCCAUUUAUUAACCCCUCAAACAAAAUUCCACACAUUCAAAAUGAAUAAUUUGAUAAAACUUUGUCUUUUAGGUCUUUAAAAAACUGAAGUCCAGCACAGAAAAAGAAUUCAUAGAAAAUUUCAUGAGAGAGUCAAAGUUCUAAAAAUUAUUUACUGAUGAACUAAAAAAAAAAAAAGUAACAGAAGAGUCUUUUCAUUCAAUGUUAAUGAUGAAAAAAGAUCUUUUCAUCCAAGUUAAAAAUAGUGAGAAUCAGUGUUAGUUAACCUAUACCAAAGUAAACAUUAAAGAGACAUAUCACGCAAUUUCAAAGAAUGCUUUCAUAUUAUUUCUUAACCUGACAUCCUUAAUGUAGGCAAUAUGCAAAUAUUGGCUUACUACUCCAUAAAUUAAUUGAAUUCCUGGUUGGAAAAUUGGCUUGUUUUGUUUUUCUACAUUAGCUGAUAUCUUAUAAAACAUCCUUUAAAGGAUCCAGGUCCUGCACAAUUUAAAAAAUGACACCAUUAAAAGAAAAAAAAAAUGUCAUAUAGUAAUAGAGCAGUAUGCUUUAUUAGAACCAGAUUAAAAGCUGUGUGUUGCCUAAUGGAGGAGAAGUUGCUGAGAUCAACAGGUAGACUGAGGUCUGACAUAAUAUAUGCCCACUCGUUAUUGUCUAAUUAUAUUCUUUUGACAACAGACAACAUUUAUCAGAGCGUUAAUUCAAAUGAGAGUUUUGGCUAUCAAGAUGUGUUGGUUCGAAACAUAAUUGAAUGAGACCCAAAAAAAGUCUGACUUCCCUGGCCCCGGUGUUUUGCAGGUUGGCUAUUCCCAUUUAUCAGCUCCAUCCCUCCAUAAGGUUCCUAGCUGCACCAAGGACAACAACACAAGCAGCAUACAUUAUAUGGAUUUAUCUCAAUGCUAUUGUUUAAUGGCUGUGUUUAAUGUGACCUAUCUGGAAAAUGAGGACUCCGAAUAAAAAGCUAUUACUAAUA